CUUGGAAUCCGGCCACCCCAGGUGCCACCACACUAAUUUACCUUUAAACAGGCUUUUCAUUGUCCACAAAAGGCUUGGGGGUAAAACAAAAACAGCAUAACCAUUGGUGCCACCCAUGCACAAAGUUGUGCCUAACCUGCGCCACCUCAUUUUAAAAGAUCUGGACACGCCACUGACGCAGCAACAGAAACAAACUUGACUAACAGAAAUGUAGAUUUGUAAUUUUAAAGUUUUCAAUUAGCCGUUUUCAAACUAGAAGAGCAGGUCUUGCAGGGAAUAACCAGGUUAGGUGUUUUUUCUUGCUUUCAUGAUGGUUUUUACAAGACUUUGUUUUACUUUAAACUCAACAGAAUCUUCCCCGUCCUGCUACCUCUUUAAUUUUUACUCAGAGGAGAAAAAAAACGAUUUCUCGGCCAAUCACAAAGCCGUGAGUCUAGCCUCAUAUCAGAGUCCCAGCACUCUGCCCUUCUUCUCUUCAGGAUGCUCCUCUUCCUCUGCCUCGCCGCUUUCCUUUCUGCGGGGUCCGCCAUGGAGAUGAACCAGACCUCCAAGCUGCUGGCGGACAACCUGGAGCAGUGCUCGGCCUGCGAUUACCGGGAGCACAGCAAGCUGAUGAGGCUCCACAGCAUCAAGUCUCAGAUCCUCAGCAUCCUGCGGCUGGAACAGGCUCCCAACAUCAGCCGGGACAUGAUCCGCCAGCUGAUCCCCAAAGCGCCCCCUCUGACGCAGCUGCUGGACCAGUACGACCCGCGCGUGGAGGACGAGGACCACGCCACAACCGAGACCAUCAUCACCAUGGCUACCAAACCGAUCCACUUCCCCCAGGAUGAGCUGUCCUCCUGUUGCCUGUUCAGUCUCAGCCCGAAGAUCCAGCCCAAAAACAUCCUGAGCGCUCAGCUGUGGGUCCACCUGCGUCCCACCAGCACCGUCAACACCGUCUUUCUGCAGGUCUGCAGGCUCAGCCCGGACAAGGAGGGAAACAGCACCCGGAUCCGGGUCCGCUCCCUGAAGAUCGACACCGAUGCCGGUUCCAGCUCGUGGCAGAGCAUCGAUAUCAAGUCUCUGCUGCAAGCUUGGCUCCGUCAACCUGAAACCAACUACGGUCUGCAGAUUAACGCGUUCGACUCUAAAGGAGAAGAUCUGGCGGUGACCUCAGCGGAACCAGGAGAGGAAGGACUGCAACCGUUCAUUGAGGUGAAGAUUCUGGACAGCUCUAAGAGAACCCGCCGUGAUUCGGGUCUAAACUGUGAUGAGGAGUCUUCAGAGACCCGCUGCUGCCGAUACCCACUCACCGUCGACUUCGAGGAGUUCGGCUGGGAUUGGAUCAUCGCACCCAAACGUUACCGAGCUAACUACUGCUCAGGGGAGUGUGAGUUCCUUUACCUGCAGCAGUAUCCUCACGCACACCUGGUGAACAAGGCCAACCCUCGAGGCACCGCAGGGCCCUGCUGCACCCCCACCAAGAUGUCACCCAUCAAUAUGCUCUACUUCAACCGUAAGGAACAGAUCAUCUACGGGAAGAUCGCGUCUAUGGUGGUCGACCACUGUGGCUGCUCUUAAUUUGAUAUCCUGCAAGAAGAUCAAGAGAAGCUCAAGCUAAAAUAAAAACUUCCAAAUUUGAGAUUAUGCCAUUUCAGAGGGUCAAAACAUUGGUAUUCAAAAAACUGCUCUAUGACCUUUGGCAUGAUUUUCCCUGAUGAAACCUUUUUAAUAGAAAUAUUUUUCCAACCAAGCCAUCUAAAGGAUAAAAGUUGAGCCAAAUCGCUUUUAAAAUCCCAAUUUUUGACCUUUUCAUUGAGGAAACUUCACAGAAGAUAAAAUUGUAGACAUCCAUGGUCCUUCUCAACGUUUGUUGGAAAUGUGAUGCACUUUAGCUACUCAGUACCCAUUUAUGUUGGCUAAUUAGUUUCUUGGGUUUUGGGUUUUCUGCCAAGGAGUUUGAAUCAAUUUCACCUGAUAGAUUAUUUUAGUCUGAGGAGCCUAAAAAGCAUGGCAGUUCAGGCUUGUGCUUCUCACAAAAUAUAAACACUGCUCAAAAAUACUAAAGGAACACUUUAAAAACAUCAAAUCUUGUAGGAAGUCCAUUGUGGUGUGGAAUGGCUAAUGUUUCACGAAAAUGAAAAUAAUCAACCUACAGAGGUCAUAAUUUCAAAAUGAAAAUGAAAAACUGGUGCAGCUGACUGAAAUGUCUCUGUAGCACCUCAGAAUUGUCCUCAGUAGUUGGUAUGACACCCUUUCCAUAUGCAUGCCUGACAACAUUGGGAGGAACCAAGGGCUUAUCAGUGAAGGGUCCAACAAUGGGCCAAAUGAUAGUCUGGAUGCAAUAAUCUAUCUUGUACAGGUCUACAUGUCCCUCAAUGGAUAUAUCCCUCCAGAUAAACACUGACCCAUCACCAAACCCAUCGUUCUGAACAAUGUUGCAGGCUUCCCAUUAGAGGACACAGGCUCCUCGAGCCAUCCUCAAAGUCUGUUUCUUAUGGCUUGGUGACUUUCACAUCAGUGGCCCAUUUGAGCUCACUCUAGGUUGGUUUAUGCUUGACGCGUCCGCGAGGUUCGCACGGCUCCACGCGGAAAAGUUGCGUCAUUUUAACAACCACGCCCCUCCACCGCGCCUCCGCACGGCCCAAACUUUCCGCAGCGCGCACCUAGGAAAUUUUCUAACCACGCGGACGGUCGGACGCGGAAAAACAUUGCGGACUGGCAAGAACUAGUAUGGCAGAGGUUCGUAAAUACAGACAUUUGUAUGAUUCAGCUCUCAAAGAUCACCAUGAUCAACAUGUUGUUAAUAAUGCUUGGAGAGAAAUAGCUCGCACUGUCGGAAAAGACGAGGACGCUGUUAAAAAAUGCUGGAAUGUCAUGUUGUAAACAGUAAUUUUUACUUCUACUAUGGCGUAGUGUUGGAUGCAUGCCGUAGAGCUCCAUGCUGCCCCCUACAGUUUGGGAGAAUAUUGGCUCACCGCAGAGACAAGCCGCAUGAACCAUAAACGCUGCAAGUUGUGAAGCGAGUUCCGUCCGCGAGCCGCAUCACCAAGCGGAAAGUGAAUGUGUCAAGCAUAAACCAAGCUUUAUGCUCUGGCAGGACUCAUCCUAUUCCUCCUUGCACAAAGGCGCAGAUACCAGCCCUGCUGAGGGGUUAAGGGCACCCUUUUGUAUCCCCUUCAGUGAAGCUGUUGAUUUGAUUAUCAUCAGAACAGCUGAUUAAUACCCCUCUGCUAUCUGACCAGAUCAAUGUCGCGUAGCUUAAACAGAUCUGAUUAUAAAGUUUUCCUUUACUCUUUUUAGCAGUUUAGUUUAUUUUGUGAAUUGUUAAAUGAGUUUUGUCUCAUUCUUUUGCACCUUAAAGUGAACAGAUCAUUUUGUUCUUAUAAUCCAGCGGUUCCUAUUUCUGUUUUUGUAUGUUAAGCAGUCGUUUUUGUAAUUGCAUUAAGGAAUGCAGAUGUAAAAAUCACACUUCGAGUUGAAUGUUUGCACAGAGUAAGCACGUUGGACAGUUAGUGAUCUGAAAAGGUCAGCAUACUUUAGAUAUAAAAAUUCACCAGGAGACGAAAACAAGAUUUAUGUAAUAUAUUUUAGAUGGGUGGACUCCUGCAGCUUCCUGGCCUGCUUUACCAAACUGUGUCCUGAUUUGAGCCUUGAGCCCUGCAGUGCUCCUCCAUGUGUGUCUUUAUUUUAAUAAACAUGAACCGAGUG
Messenger RNA from Nothobranchius furzeri (turquoise killifish), 3690 nucleotides. Its product is annotated as growth/differentiation factor 8. Lineage: Eukaryota; Metazoa; Chordata; Actinopteri; Cyprinodontiformes; Nothobranchiidae. Gene Ontology annotation, cellular component: extracellular region. The record is from RefSeq and is a predicted model, not a curated record. Gene Ontology annotation, molecular function: growth factor activity; cytokine activity.